CGCGCUGAUUUGUAUCAACACCUCCCCCUUUCCGUCCCUGAGGUGAGUCCUCGCGGAAGAGCCGUUACCUGGUUACAGGCGGGCGAUGGAGCUCGGAGUUAUAACGAGCUGACGAGCGUCCAGAACCGCAGAGCCGGUGCCCGAGGAGGACCCCACGCCUCGCGCUGUCUACCGGAGAGGACACGAGACAGGACAGGAGACUUUUUUUUCCCGCGUCGCGCUUUUCCCGCCUUUCAAGCUGCCCGGAGUCGCGCGCCGAGCCGUUGGAACGCAGCCGCGCUGUAGAGGAGCGACGCCAACGCAGGUAAAGCUAAAACGCUGACCAGAAAAACCAAAAUUCUGACAGAAAACAGCGCAGAAAAGACACUUUCCCGCCUCUUCCCUGUCAGGAUGAGUCCCAGGAAUCACAGUGCGCCGCUUUCUCCCGGUUUAGUCCAGGGCCAUGGCCACCAGCUGAGCACUGCUUGAGAGAGAGAGGGUACCAGGGCUAUGAUGGAGUUUACCUCUGCAGACGCUUCUGCCAUAGCAGAGCUUUGUUGCAACAUCUCCCUCCCAGGGUUCCUCUUCAACGACACAUUCCUCAACAACACAUGCCACUUUAACACCUCCAAGUGUGCCAAUGGAACUAAUUCUGGUGACCGGCCAGGCACAGGAGUGGCAGGAGUACUAAUCCCUCUCAUAUACAUCAUCGUCUGCAUCGUUGGCCUGGCCGGAAACACUUUGGUCAUCCACAUAGUCCUACAUUACUCCAAGACAGAAUCUGUCACCAACAUCUACAUCCUCAAUCUAGCCAUUGCUGAUGAGCUUUUCAUGCUAGGCCUCCCAUUCCUGGCCGUCCAGAAUGCCAUGAUGUCUUGGCCGUUUGGCUCCUUCAUGUGCCGUCUGGUGAUGACAGUUGACGGAAUUAACAUGUUCACCAGUAUCUUUUGUCUAACAGUGAUGAGCAUUGACCGCUACUUGGCUGUGGUACAUCCCAUCCGCUCUUCCAAGUGGAGGAGGCCACAGGUGGCCAAGGCAGUGAACGGAUCAGUAUGGGCUUUGUCCUUCUUGGUGGUACUGCCUAUGGUCAUCUUCGCCGACGUCUCUGAAAAAGGAGGUACAUGCAACAUCAACUGGCCACAACCAUAUGAGAUCUGGCGUGCCGCAUUCAUUAUUUAUACCUCUACGGUGGGUUUCUUCUUCCCCUUGCUGGUCAUCUGUAUGUGCUACCUGCUCAUUGUGGUCAAGAUCCGCAGCUCUAGCAAGAAGGUCCAUGCCACUUCUACCAAAAGGCGCAAGUCUGAGCGCAAGGUAACUCGCAUGGUCGUGAUAGUGGUGGCCGUGUUUGUUUUCUGCUGGCUCCCUUUUUAUGCUCUGAAUAUCAUAAACUUGAUCGUGUCUCCACCGAGUAACAACCUUCAGGGCCUUUACUACUUUGUGGUGGUCCUGUCUUACGCCAACAGUUGUGCCAACCCCAUCGUUUACAGUUUCCUCUCUGACAACUUUAAGCGGGGUUUCCGGAAGGCACUGUGCCGCUCUUCUAGGAAAGUGGAAAACCACGAACCUCCAGAGCGCCAGGAGCAAGAAGAGCGCAGACAGAUACUAAUGCCCAGAGAAAGCCUGCGCAGGGUGGUUAGAGAUGAUGAAGAAGAGGAUGAGGAUGAGGACAGGGAGGAAGUGACUGAGAUGACUGAAAUCUGCAAGAUUACCCAGAAUGGAAAUGGCAGCGGACGGGCCGAGAGUGCCCAUGCCUUGUUCUCCGAGAGGCCAUUAGCUCCAGGGCUGUCUGAGCCUGGUACCCCAGACAGGAGAGGCCCAGGUGGGGAUGGGCUUGGUAAAGGUUCUGGCUAUGGACCAUCCACAACCCUGCUGAACGGGGCAAAAAAUGGCAGUGUGAAGCCCUUGCCAGAGGAGCCUGUGGAGAAGAACGCCUCACUGGAGAUUAGCUACUUGUAACAUGACUCUAAAUACGUUACAUGAAGCAGAGCCACAGUAUUUCUAUCAUUGUAAUGUUUAGCCUAACUGCCACACUGGAGCCUUGUUCAAAUUUGCAACUUCUCUCAAAUUCUCUUGUGAGCCCUGACUGAAACCUCUUCUCAAGAAGAGAAUGUACUGACAAUGUUAUUUCUUUUGUAAUUAUUCUGUAAAUUAUAGAAGCUUAAAUUAUGGAAUACUCCUCAGCAGCAGUUGGCCUUACUGUUCACACUAUAGAGUUUGUAAAGAUGAUAUCGUCGCUGUUCUGCCUGUGUUCUCAAAUUCCAUCUCGUGCAAUUCAGGUGAUACAAAAAUCACUUCGUCAAUAUGCUUGCAUGAACAUUCUCUAAAUUUGUCCUGGGCUUUUUUCCACCCUGAUUGAUACCAUAACAGUGAAACAAAGCUGAUUUUCAUUUGCACUAACAUGUAAUUGAAUCAGAAAUGCUUUAGUUCAAGAGUCCUGCUUCAGUUGAUGACAUUAAGCAGACACUUAUGUAAACAAAACUCUGUUGUUUGACUUGGCAUUGAUUACAUAGACACAUUAACACCCUUGACAGUCCGUGGUCAUCUGCAUCUGGUUACAGAUCAGUUUGUUUCUUUAUGAUGUUUGUGGAUGGCCAUUUAUGUAUUCUAUGUAAAUAUUUUUUAGAAGCCUCCCUCAGGAGCCUUUUAAAUGAAAUGUGUGUUGUGUUGGAUAGAGGAAUCUUUUUUUUUUUUAAUUUCAUAUUUUUGUGAACAAUACUUGAAGAUGCAUUAAAGUGCUCUGACAGGUUACAGUCUACAACCCUGUUUCCAAAAACGUUGGGAAGCUGUGCAAAAAAUAAUUAAAAACAAAAUGCAAUGAUGUGCAAAUCACUUAAAACACAAAUACAUGCCUGUUACGAAUUUGAUGCUAGAAACAUGACUCAAAAAAGUUGGGAUAAGCAACUAAAAUGUGUGUGUGUGAGGCUAAAAACACCUGGUGGUUAGGCAACAGGUCAGUAACAUGACUGGGUAUAAAAAGAGCAUCACAGAGCAGCUGAGACUUUCCGAAGUAAAGAUGAGGAGGGGUUCACCACUCUGUUAAAGUGUGUCAUAAUGUAAAAUAAUGUAAAAUAGCGAAAAGCGAGGCUUUCAUUAUCUCUGGUACAUGAUAUCAGUUGAAGAAAGAAAUGUAUUCAAGGAGUAAGGCCAAAAAAUAUUUUGGCUGGUCGUGAUCUUUGCACCCUCAGGCAGCACUGCAUUAAAAACAGACAUGAUUCUGUAACAGAAAUCACUGCAUGGGUUCAGGAACCUUUCCAAAAACCACUGUCUGUGAACACAAUUUGCUGAU
Messenger RNA from Pygocentrus nattereri (red-bellied piranha), 3265 nucleotides. RefSeq names its product somatostatin receptor 3 (gene sstr3a). Gene Ontology annotation, molecular function: somatostatin receptor activity; neuropeptide binding. The transcript has 2 exons. Gene Ontology annotation, cellular component: membrane; neuron projection. Bases 490 to 1935 code for a protein of 481 amino acids. The record is from RefSeq and is a predicted model, not a curated record. NCBI's taxonomy places the organism in Eukaryota, Metazoa, Chordata, Actinopteri, Characiformes, Serrasalmidae. Gene Ontology annotation, biological process: neuropeptide signaling pathway.